Chara braunii is the source of this 3456-nucleotide messenger RNA. The record is from the annotation of a GenBank genome assembly. Lineage: Eukaryota; Viridiplantae; Streptophyta; Charophyceae; Charales; Characeae.
CUCUACUCAUUGAAGAUUUGAUGCAAUGCGCUGGUGUGUACUCUUGCGCUCGUUCCAUCGUGUCCAAUGUCCUAGUUCCCUGAGCUAGCUUGUGAUCUGGAACUGCGGCUUGUGUACAGAUGCAUCCGUGUAGUGGUCGAGGUUGAUCUGACAUGAUGAGGUUGUACGGGUGUCUGUUCAUUGCAUCCCGAGGUGAUCAGUGAUCAGUGUACUGCUUCUCUGUACAUUGCUGUAGAUUUUGUCUUAUGUCUGUGGUGUGUGCUGUCUGGGCUGCGAGUGGUGUGUGCUGAUUGUAACAGAGGAUCUUUUUCCCAACUUGCUGUUGCUGCAAUUUCCUUCUGAAUGGACUGCACAGGAAAACUAGGAAUUGAGAAGGGCGAAUGGGUCCAUUUCAGAAGAUAUUUCUGGACAGCUUGAAGCCAUGAAGUUAGAAGACCAGUCACUACCGCGUGUGCUUUGGCGUCUGCAACUCUUGAGUAGCUAUAAUCUGGAGAGCGUAAGGGUGCCGAUCUGCGGCGUUGACAGUAACUGCGGUGGUAUAACCUUGGGAUGCUUGGAGCAGGCGCGAAGGUGGUGAAAGUUGAAGACACUGCAUGCACGGGCAAACUAGGAAUUGAGAAGGGUCAAGGGGUUCAUUUCAGAAGAUAUGUCUGGACAGCUUGAAGCCAUGAAGUUAGAAGACAACCAGUCACGACCGUGUGUGCUUUGGCGUCUGCAACGCCUUGGGAAGAAGCACAGAGAUGUGAGCUGGAGGUGUAUCGGCCAAGCAAGAAACACGUCAGCUACCGGGAAAAUGUCUUGCUCGCUUACAUGUCUGCAUUAACGUUGCGACCUGCAGGGAGAACAUAAUUGGCAUUUGGUGUUGUGCAGGCCGUCUGACGAGCUGGUGCGUGUGAAAUCACAAAUGGUGAAAGGGUACACAGAGAUGGAGCUGGAGGUUUGUCUGAUAAUCGAGAAACAUCUCACUUUCUAUCAGGAGGAGAAGGUUAAUGCAUGUGGAAGCCGCUUGGGAUCAGCUAUCUGUACGGUGCCUUGUCGUUUGUAACCUAAUCUGUGCAGCACUUUAACCAUUUGAUAUAUCUUGGAGGAUUGAAUGCCCAAUAGACACUCCCGGGCGUGUCGUGUGGCUACCACACUACUAAUUUCUCAUAGUGUUGUCUAUUUUGCGAUUAGAAGGCAGAGCAAUUGCUGAACCAUUGCGCGCUGCAACACACAGAGGUGGAAAUCCUAAUGGUUAAUUUUGGAGGAUUGAAUGCCCAAUAGACCUUCCUGAGCUGCAACACACAGAGGUGGAAAUCCUAAUGGUUAAUUUUGGAGGAUUGAAUGCCCAAUAGACCUUCCUGAGCGUGUCUUGUGGCUACCACACUGUUAAUUUCUCAAGUCUCUUUUGCGAUUAGAAGGCAGAAUAAUUGCUGAACUAUUACAUGCUGCAACACACAGAGGUGGAAUUCCGUUGGGCCUGAGAAAGUUUUGACAUAAUAAUGGCACAUUUGCUUAAAGUCCGCCGUUCGACAGUGCACUUGGCGGUGGUCUUCUGCCAGUUCUCUCUCUUCCUUUCAGUAAUGGUGGCCAAGCCCCAUGUGCGCAUCCCCGACAAUCUGGAGGAUGUGGUUGAUGAUGAAGAGGAUGAAGAAUGGAGGCGAUGGGGAAGGUUUAAAUCAUACCCUCCCAAGAACGAUCCAGACACCUUGGUGGAUUUCUCAGGAAUGGGUGCAAAUGAAGUUGUUCGGUCGUCUCGGCCAAGAGGUGCCAUCUGCUUUGCAAAGCUUCGUGAAGGAGCCUUCGCCACAAAGGAGGAGACUCGAGCUGCGGGCACAAGGUGGAGUGAUGUGAUGCUCAGUGGGGGUUUGUACCAUAAGUCAUAUGUUGUUGAUGAAAACACUGUGGCCUUCACUCCCGAAGAUACGGAUAUGGUUGAUGAGAUGAAACGUUUUCUGCUGCUCCAGCCAGAGAUCAGCGAGUUCCAGUAUGAUGGAAAGAAGUAUUACCCCGACCCCAGAGUCUACGAUGAGCGUGAGAGCAGGCAAAGGAGAGAGGAAUUAUGAAAUGAUGUCUGGUCUGAGAAUAGUGGCAUUCACAACUGCAGGAAUAAUGACGAGAAAUCGAAGCCUGAUGAGAGUACGAGAAAAGCACUUCUGUUAAAGGCCUUAGGGUGGGAGAAGUGGAGAUUCGGCAGAGUAUCUGGUCUGAGAAGUGGGACUAUAACAGGCAAAGGAGAGAGGAAUUAUGAAAUGAUAUGCCGUCUGAGAAGUGGGACUGUAGUGACAUUCAUAACUGCAGGAAUAACGACAAGAAACCAAAGCUCAAUGAGAGUGCGAGAAAAGCACUCGUGUUAAUAAAAGGGGAGAAGUGGAGAUUCUCAGUAUGAGCAGCUACUUCACGAUGUUGUGCAGGUUUGGAGUUGUCAUGUGUCGCAGUGGGAAAUGCAGCUUACUGUAGAGGCAGGUGUUUAGCCUUUUUGGGAGUGGAAAUUGAAUUAGGGGUCCAGUUCGCAGUGUCUUUGAAAAGGAUUGUGAUCUGUGGAUGAAAAAAAGUGUGCGGAGCACCACCUGAUGAGUUUUGCGAGAUGAAAGUAAGGUGGAUUUUAGUGUGCCCUUUUCUAAUCUAUGUUGUUGCAUCUAGAAGGUGGCUGUGAGCUGGGACUGCAAUGGAGAGAGUGGCUAUGGCAGAAGAUAGAGAUGGAGAGAGUUAAGCCUGAGGAGGCUGGCAGGAUUCUCGAACAAGAGCAAACAAUGCUUAAUUUGGAUGCUGUCGGGAUCCUCGAACAUUCUACUGACGAUCAGAACAGCAGAACAGUCAUGAUGAUGAUGGUUCAGGAGUUUCACUAUUUUUAAGUUUUCCGGAAGUCGAGAACCUUCCGAGGGAAUGUGAAGAAAGACCGGAGGUGGGACUCCACGGCCUCUCUCACCCCAUCGAAAUCAGUUCUGAGGCGGGAGGUGAGAACUGUCUGUAUGUCUCUUUACAAUAACCAUCCAUCUGGGGGGAAUUUUGGUCUAUGUUGUGGGUGGGACUCCACGGGCUCUCUCACCCCACCGAAAUCCGUUCUGAGGGCUUGCGAGGGGAAAAACAUAUGGUUCAGGGCGGGACGUGAGAACUGUCUGUAUGUCUCUGUGCAAUAACAUCCAGCUGGGGGAAAUUUUGGUCUAUGUUGUGGGGUGAGCCUGCGGAAGGUCAAGUGUAGCCAGUAUAGAGAGAGAGAGAGAGAGAGAGAGAGAGAGAGAGAGAGAGAGAGAGAAGAGAGAACUGUCUGUAUAUCUCUGUACACGCCUUAUGAUGUGCAGGCCAGUCCAUCUCGCCAGAUGCGACUGGCAAGCAGCUGUGACGUAUAAAAACGGGGUUGGUUUCAACAGAAUGCGAUCUAUUUGUGCACCUGCAGGCCAGUCCAUUCCGCCAGAUGGAUUUCGCAAGCAGCUGUGUCAUAUGAAAAUGGCUUUGGUUUGGUUUCAACAGAAUGCG